UCCGGAGCUUCCAGGACGGGAGCCUCAGGGACGCGAUGGCCGUGAUCGAUCUGGUCGAUGCCAUUAACCCCGGGACGGUGAAUUACGAUAAUGUCAGGACGGGCGGGCAGGAGGAGGACAACAUCGCCAACGCCAAGUACGCGAUCUCCAUGGCCAGGAAGAUCGGCGCGCGCAUCUACGCCCUCCCCGAGGACAUCACCGAAGUCAAGCCGAAGAUGAUCAUGACGGUGUUUGCCUGCCUCAUGGCUCGGGACUACAUCCCUAGCAUGGAUGCCAAGAAGAACUAGGGAUGAGAGGAAGGAGGAGGAGAGGAGAGGAGAAGAGGAGGAAGAGGAUGAGGAAGAGGAUGAGGAAGAGGAUGAGGAAGAGGAGGAGAGGAAGAGGAGAAGAGGAGGAAGAGGAAGGAGGAGAGGAGAAGAGG
Messenger RNA from Penaeus monodon (black tiger shrimp), 421 nucleotides. RefSeq names its product plastin-3-like. The record is from RefSeq and is a predicted model, not a curated record. Gene Ontology annotation, molecular function: actin filament binding. Gene Ontology annotation, biological process: actin filament network formation; actin filament bundle assembly. Lineage: Eukaryota; Metazoa; Arthropoda; Malacostraca; Decapoda; Penaeidae. Bases 36 to 287 code for a protein of 83 amino acids. Gene Ontology annotation, cellular component: cytoplasm; actin filament; actin filament bundle. The transcript is spliced from 2 exons.